CAACUUCCUAAAAUAAAUAGAGCACGACGUGGCAUUGUUAUUAUAGGGACGCCAAUGUCAGUUGAAACCCACAGUUCAGAAUUUUUCCACGACAAUCCAUUUAUUAUUUUAUUAAUCUAUUUAUAAAAGUUCAAUUUGUAUUUAUGUGAUAAAUUAAAAGUUUGAUGAAGCAUUAAUAUAAGCAUUUUGUUUGGCCAGAGUUGUACACUAUUAUUAUUUUCCAUUUUGUUCCUGAUUACUUAGUUGUUUUAUAGUGGUUGGAUUUUUUAAUUUUUAAGGGUUACGUUAAACGUUAAAGGAAUAAAAAUUAGAAUUUUUAUCAAGUCAUGAAACGAACAAACAUUAAAUCUAUCAACAGUUUUUAUAUAUAAACCUCGAUUGAAAUUAUAUUAUAAUAUUUUACAAAAUGGGUGAUGUAUCUGGAGAUAGGUGGAGUCCAUCCAGUUCUCCACUCGCAACAGAUUUAAAUGUACCCAAAAUUGACAUAGAUGAUGUCAAUAUCGGAGCAAAUUAUGUGAGCAUGGAAGGUUCGUCGUACGACAACUCGUCAGAACAACCGUUACUUGAUAACCAAACUCCUAGAUCAGGAGUGUGGGCCCUCAGACUCAUGGUUCUAACGUGGAUUGUAACUACGUUCCUAUUCUUCUUCUAUCGCGAACAAAUCUCAAAACUAAUUAGAAAAGUUGCAAUAUUUUGCGCUGAACAAGGCUCAAUGGUUUAUAUAUACUACGUCCUUAUUUACACAGGGACAGUGCCUCUCCUGAUGUCUACAGAGAUACUUACAGUCACAGCAGGGUUCAUUUUUGCACACAUACAUGGCAAUGCUCUUGGAAUUUUCAUAUCCACAGUGACAAGUUUUAUCGGUUACGCCGCGGCAAUGUCAAUAUGCUUCGUAUUGGCACGAUACUUUAUAUACGAUUUUGUAAAUCGACGCUUUAGAUCAUAUAGAUAUUACAAUGCCCUGAUGACAGCAACUGAGAGGGAUGGGUUCAAAAUGGUGUCCAUAAUUAGGCUAUCGCCAUUCUUCCCUGGUGCCAUUUGUAGUUAUAUCUUCGGAACAACCAACGUGUCAUUUAAGGACUUUUUCUGGGGUUCGAUCGGAUAUCUCCCAGCACUAACUUUCUACUCCUACUUGGGUUCUUUACUUGAAAGCCUUACAUCAGACGAACCAGUACACGGUUGGAGAACCGUACUUUAUAUUUCAAUCUCUCUAGUUGUUUCCAUUGCCGGCAUGAUUUACGCAUCAAAUUUGACUAGGGAGCAUUUACCAGACGUUUAGCAUUAAUUCUAAUUAUUUUAAUCUCUAUAACUUGUA
Theileria parva strain Muguga is the source of this 1315-nucleotide messenger RNA. Its product is annotated as SNARE associated Golgi family protein. The transcript has 5 exons. Gene Ontology annotation, cellular component: membrane. The record is from RefSeq and is a predicted model, not a curated record. The coding region runs from base 407 to 1279 and encodes 290 amino acids. NCBI's taxonomy places the organism in Eukaryota, Apicomplexa, Aconoidasida, Piroplasmida, Theileriidae.